Molecule: messenger RNA, 1593 nt
Organism: Engraulis encrasicolus (European anchovy)
Lineage: Eukaryota; Metazoa; Chordata; Actinopteri; Clupeiformes; Engraulidae
Gene: rchy1
Product: ring finger and CHY zinc finger domain containing 1
Exons: 9
Coding region: 44-892 (282 amino acids)
Molecular function (GO): zinc ion binding
Source: RefSeq, a predicted model, not a curated record
UUUGACCUCGGUAAAGUUGAGGCAAAUCGGGUCAAAACAAAACAUGGCUGCCACCGAAGUGGGAUGUGAACACUACGUACGCAACUGCCGGCUGAAAGCACCAUGCUGUGGGAAGUUCUACGUCUGCAGGUUGUGCCACGAUGCAGAGGAAGACCAUGAAAUGGACAGGUUCCAAGUCAAGGAGGUCCAGUGCAUCCCAUGCAAUGCGGUGCAGGAGGCACAGCACGCUUGCAAGGAGUGUAACGUGGAAUUUGGGGAAUAUUACUGCGGCAUUUGUCACUUGUUUGACAAGGACAAAAAGCAGUACCAUUGCCAACCGUGUGGCAUAUGCAGGAUCGGUCCAAGGGAGAAAUACUUUCACUGUGAAAAGUGCAAUUUGUGUUUAGCGUGUAAUCUUCAAGGGAAUCAUAAGUGUGUGGAGAAUGUGUCGAGACAGAAUUGUCCAGUUUGCAUGGAGGAUAUUCAUACAUCUAGGAUAGGGGCAGAUGUCCUUCCUUGUGGUCAUUUAUUACAUAAGACUUGCUUCAUGGAGAUGUGCAAAACAGGCUCCUACCGAUGCCCACUCUGCAUGCACUCCGCUUGCGACAUGCAGGCCUACUGGGAAGAGAGGGACAAGGAAAUAGCGCAGUCACCAAUGCCUACUGAAUAUCAGGAUGCUACCGUCAAGAUCAUUUGUAACGACUGCCAAGCUCAUUGCACGGUGCCCUUCCACGUGCUGGGCCUGAAGUGCAGCGGCUGCGGGUCCUACAACACCGCGCAGGAUGGCGGGUUGAUCCAGCCGCCACAGCCACCAGAACCACAGGAACCUCCACAGCAGCAACAGCAGCAGGACCAGAACCAGCAGGAAGAGGAAGAGGAGGAACAGGAAGAGGAAGAGGACCCUGACCCAUGACCAGUUGACCUUUGAACCUCGACCCCUCCCCCCUGAACCAGGUUGCUCACCACCCCGCACCACUCCCUGGAGAUUUUUUUUUUUUCUGCAGGGUGGUUAGGGAAGACUCUUUGAUAUUCUCCACAGAUCUCCAUAGCCCUGGUAAUGAGUAUGCUUGAACAUAAUGAAAUGCAGCUUCAAGCUGUUUAUGCCCCACUGAAAUAAUGUAGAAGUGUGUGAUGUCUCAUGGUGAACCAAACACGGACAAGUUUCCUCAUGAAUAGUGAAGAGCCAUCUUCCCCAACCACCCUGCAAAAAAAAAAAAACCUUUGCACCUUUGCAUCAUCCACAUCCAGUUCCUCCAAUGCUAGACUGUGACCACUAGGAUACAAACUUAUUUCUUUCCAAACUUUUUUUGUCCAUUAUCUGUAAGCUUAAGGCGAUACAGGCAUACGGUAAGCAGUGAUGGACAACCUGGAUUCAAAAGCUAUAAUACAGUAGCCUUACGCGCCAUCCUACGUACUUCCGCCAAAGGAUUGGCUCCACUACUUGUCUGGCCCCUGUUUUUUGUGGAGCAGUGUUUAGCGGUAAGAUUUUGCUGGCCAACCCUCCCCAGAAAACGACUAAUAAGCCUGCGCUAUGUUGUUGAGUAACUGUCGGCGAUUGGGUGAGAGUUGUCCAAUCAUUUCAAAAUAGAACUGAGUGCAAACUUCCCGCUUCUU